AUGGCACUCAGAACACCAUUGCGCAGUGUCGAGCAGAAGUUCGAGGAUGAUCCUUUGACAACUUACAUGAUCAUCGUCCUCAACCUUCAAGCCAUCAUGUUACCCGAAAUUGUAUUCAACAUUAUGUCGUUCCUCCCUAUGAGCGAUAUUGCUACCUGCGCACGGGUUUGCCAAUCGUGGCUUGAUCCUGCUAUAUGUCGUCUCUAUCGGGAACUCGAUUUCGGUUUUUUUGCGGGAAUACUGGGCCUGCCUUUCACGUACGAUGUCCCAGAUCCAACUAAAGGCAGACUGGUCAUCCCCAGGAAUGUAAUUAUCCCGAAGUGGCGCUGGGACCGAUACAAGCCUCUCUUCGUGCACACUAAAGCACUGUACGAUAACUCCGUUUAUGGCUAUCGGGGAAUGACGCCGGAAAGCAUAGAGGUCAUUGCUCGCAGCUGGUACUUUGGUCCCAUGUUCCCAAACCUCGAACAUUUAUGCAUUUGGUCGUCAUCGCUUCUUCCGGCCUUCAGCUCUCCGAACCUCAAAUCCACCCGUAUCACGCCUGCCGCUGCUCGCGAUACCAAUAUCAGCCUCCUUGGUGCUCUCAGUGAAACAGCAAUGAACUGCCCUAGUCUCACGGAAAUCAUGCUCAUCCCAGGCGAGGUCGACGACAGUACUUUCGUCAACCAUGAAGACGCCCGUAUCGCAUGUAUGAACGCAUAUACCAUGUGCAGAACACUCGUCCGCGUCUCACUUCCCCUCUAUUAUCUCAGCCCAUGCCUUCUUCACAUCCUCUCAAAUCUUCCGCACCUUGAAAGCAUCGACAUGGUCACAAAGACAAGCGCAUCCCCUACACCUGAAGAUGGCUGGACAGGCCCGAUGGCUGCCGUUGGAUACUUCGGCACAUCUCAGAUGACCUCAUUCCCUAUGUUACGCGCUGGAUCCUUCCCUAUGCUCCAUACAAUCGGCAUCGCAUUCAACGAUCCCAUGGCCGCGGUCGAUCUCCUUCGCAACCCCCACUUCCCUGUCGACCGCAUUUUGCGUUACACUAUUCGCAUCAGUGGUGAAGCGUACACCAACAUGUCGGUCGGUAUUCGUCUCAUCAUCGAAACCCUUGCGCAGAGGAAUAGUCCGGUUACGGACCUUACCAUCAAUACCGCUGCAGCGAGUGGCACACUGGUCAGCGCCCUAUCCCGCCACGACGUGAUCUCAUACUACGAGCUUGUCAACUUACGCAAACUAUCGGGUCUUCUCCGAUUUCACCUCGUUCAUAAUAGCCCGGUCAAUAUCACGAACCAUGGACUUGCCCUGCUUAUUAAAGACUGGAACAUCGAAUCCCUCAUCCUUAUUUGGAAAACUACCUGCCUAAACGGGACGCAGAGGCGCGGAACCGAGGCGCGGAAUCCGGCCCUCUGCGGCCCGCUGGCUGGCGAAAUAACUAAAGUCAUAACUCUGCAUCCACUCAUCUAUACACUAUCUUCUCUCACUCCGGAUGUACUCCUUGAAGUCGCAACAAACUGUCGAGCGAUACGCGAGUUAGGCCUGUUUUUGGAUACCUCCACAGGCGACCUCACAUUACCCGCAUUACACCCUAUCAUCUCCAAACUCGACCGCCUUCAUCUCGGAAACUCCUUCAUGACUGUCGGUGACCACAGAAGAUCGAGGCAGAUCACAAGCUUCCUGUCAAACAUCACAAACCAACUUCCUUUCAUCCUUAUGCCCCGUGAGCAAGAACCCCGACUGGAUGCAACCUUUUCUCGUAUCGUCAUUGUCGACCCGACAACCCUUGGUAUGGAAUAUGAUGGUGAGGAUCAGUUACCUUGGUUAGAUGAGGAGUGGAGGUUCGUCAGCAACAACUUAGAGUCAGUUAGGGAACGGGAUUCGGCGUUGGUGGAGGUGGAAUGUCUCCGUUAUCAUAUAGACGUAUUAGAGAAGGCAUGUAGGAGGCUUGAGAAUCAGUUGGCUGUUGCUGAAAGGCUACCCCGUCAAGGACAGUCUACGCCCUUCUUCUCCAAAUAG
This is a messenger RNA of Stereum hirsutum FP-91666 SS1, 1998 nucleotides long. RefSeq lists its product as uncharacterized. The transcript has 5 exons. Bases 1 to 1998 code for a protein of 665 amino acids. Gene Ontology annotation, molecular function: protein binding. The record is from RefSeq and is a predicted model, not a curated record. NCBI's taxonomy places the organism in Eukaryota, Fungi, Basidiomycota, Agaricomycetes, Russulales, Stereaceae.